Durotheca rogersii is the source of this 812-nucleotide messenger RNA. Its product is annotated as DUF866-domain-containing protein. The transcript is spliced from 6 exons. The coding region runs from base 153 to 638 and encodes 161 amino acids. The record is from RefSeq and is a predicted model, not a curated record. NCBI's taxonomy places the organism in Eukaryota, Fungi, Ascomycota, Sordariomycetes, Xylariales, Xylariaceae. Gene Ontology annotation, molecular function: zinc ion binding.
ACCUACCCGGGCACCUAGAUAGUAGGUACCUAGGAGGUCGGUGCCUACACGUCGGUAUGUCAAAGAGGUAGGUAUCCAAGGCAUCAAACCAAAAAGCGCCCUAGCAUUUCGAAAUCGCCUUCCAUCAACGCGCCCUAUAAAACCGGCCCGCCAUGUAUGCUCUCGCAUUGAUUGCGGAACUGAACGGGGUCACCAACCUCCGCCCCCAGGAUACUGUCGAGAACCCAUUCUGGUAUACUUUCACGGUUCAAUGCACGUCCUGUCGGGAGACACACGGCAAACCGGUGGCCGUCAACAGAUUUGAAACGAACGAGUUGAGUGGUAGCAGGGGAGAGGCUAACUUUGUAUGGAAAUGCAAGAACUGCAAGCGGGAAUCAUCUUGCUCUAUCAAGGCGGGGCCCAAAGCGUACAAACAGAACGAGCCGCCGAAGCGACAGUCCAUCAUCGAGUUCGACUGUCGGGGCUUGGAGUUCACAUCUUUCUCUCCAGAGGGGGAAUGGCUAGCGGACGGCACGGAGUCGGGGACCAAGUUCAACAGCAUAGACUGCCUACGGGACGGUGAAUGGUACGAUUAUGACGAGAAGGCUGGCGACGAGGUGAGCAUCAAGGACCUGAAGUGGGAUAUUACGAGGGUCUGAAGUCUGUGUAAAUGAAAGUAAGGUGAUAGGCCUGGCGCAUUCAGAUUGAUAUUCCCAAGCUGAAAUUCGGAUAAACCACUCUCCUUUUCGAGGCCAGAGGCAGUUACCGUAGAGGCGGGCUGUUUACCGCUUACAUAAGGUAGAACUUGGCCUGGUGUAGAAGUGGGGCAAGAG